AAACACAUAUAGGAUAGGCACUGACAACGGCGGCGACGUCGCCAUUUUGAUGGACAUUUUUAAUUCUUUCUGAAAAGAGUAACAUAUCAGAGAACACGACAGAAGAGAGGGGCAUAGCUGAACUUUAAUUGCCGACGCGUACCGUAAUAACUCCCUGAUUGGUGUGGUGGUGUAACUCGACAUUGGCAAGACCCCCCGGGGUACACUUGUUAUAGUAGGCAUGGCAGAAAAUAAUACAACGACCCCGUAUCCAUCAGACCAAAUGCAAACAAACACCCAGGUUACACCGUACCCAGUAGACCCAAAUCAACCAACGACAACAAAUGCAACAGGAGCGCAAGACCAAACUGGGCAACAGGCGCCACCACCGGCAGGGUUUCAACCAGGCGUUGAACAUGAAGGGAAACCCGGCGAAUAUCCAACGGAGCCCCCACCGCCGUAUCAACCGCCUGGAGGAUGGGAGCAGCCCGUGGGCCCGGCACCGGGGCAGCCUGGUUACGGCCUGAACACCGCAAUGUACUACGGAGCGACAGGUCAACAGGUGAAUGUUGUAAGUCAGCCACGAGUGACCGGGACUACCACAUACAUAAUCAAGGAUGAACCCCCGCCGUCACGUGUCAACCAUUGUCUGCAUUGUAUUAUCAGUAUCAUAUUCUGGCCCUGGGUAUUCGUAUGGUGUGCAUUGUGUAUAAUGGAAAGCAAAGAAAAUGAGAGAUGGGCCCGAGCACAUAGGAAUUACUGAACAGCUUAUGACGUAUAGAGCAUGGUGAAUGUAACAACACGACUACGAAAUAUUAUUUUAACAUUAUCCGUCACAUUAGAAAACAAAUCCUAAAUGAGACACGCUUAAAUUAACAGAAGAAAUAAUGAUAAUUUGUAGAAAAUCCUAUAUGCCUUCCAUGGUAACAGAAAAUAAUCAUGGCCUGGGACUCU
Molecule: messenger RNA, 933 nt
Organism: Saccoglossus kowalevskii
Lineage: Eukaryota; Metazoa; Hemichordata; Enteropneusta; Harrimaniidae
Source: RefSeq, a predicted model, not a curated record